This is a messenger RNA of Glycine soja, 634 nucleotides long. Its product is annotated as structural maintenance of chromosomes protein 1-like. The transcript is spliced from 5 exons. Bases 257 to 634 code for a protein of 125 amino acids. The record is from RefSeq and is a predicted model, not a curated record. Lineage: Eukaryota; Viridiplantae; Streptophyta; Magnoliopsida; Fabales; Fabaceae. Gene Ontology annotation, biological process: mitotic chromosome condensation.
GAUGAAUGAAAGUGCCUGUCGAUUGAAUUUUUCAUUUUCGUUUUUGUUUGGUUUGAUGCUGAUUUUUUUUUAUUUGUGGUUGCGUUUCUAUUUGGGAUUCGCUGAUUAUACUAAGUAUUUUUAUAGAAUGGUUAGGUAGAGAUUUUCCUUCGUUGAUAUUAUUGUGAUUAAUUGUGCUUGGAAGGUUGUGCAGAUCUAAUUCCAAAGCUGGAAGGUUGUGCCAUGUGCACUUGUGCAGUUUUGAUUUGAUCCUAGCAUGUUAUACAUGGAUAGGGACGAUUCUGCAAUACCCCUUAAUACCUCUAUUAGAUACUCAUAUUUUCAGGUUACAUCCACGCACUAUACCAUAGAGGCCCAAAAGGAGCAUUACAAAUUCAAGAAACUGGAGAAUUAUAUGGUUUUGCCAAAUAUGGCUUCAAUAGAAGAUACCAAUGCCAUUUCAUACAAUCUUUGUGGUUUGGUUAGGAUGGCUAGUGGUGAUCUGAAAGUGAAGAGUUUCUCCGCCGUGGUGGGACCUAACGGGAGCGGGAAGAGCAACGUCAUCGAUGCGAUGCUGUUUGUGUUCGGGAAGCGAGCCAAGCAGAUGCGGCUGAACAAAGUUUCGGAGUUAAUACACAAUUCCACCAAUCACUGA